UAUUAUUUAUAUAUAUAUAUAAUUUUUAUAUAUAUUAUAUUACUAUAUAAUAUAAUUAUAAUAUAUAUUUCCUCUGUAAUGCCCUUCAGGAGAUAAUACAUUGCAGAACAUCAGAGGGUUAGAAAAUAUAUAAGUCUGGAGGGGAACAUCAAGUUUAUUUAGUACAAAGACCCCAUUUUACCGAUGAGGUUUGCCCAAAGUCACAGCAGGAGUAAGUAUCCAAGUUAGGAAUUGAACCCAGGUAUACAGUGCCUUCUAUUUCUUGAGCUCCUUCCAUUUUACCAUGUUGUCUCCUGGGUGAAAUCUCUCCCCUGGCUUUUUCCUCUCUGGGUGCCUAUUUUGGGCUACUUUGGAGCUUGGAUUUCCAAGUUAUAUCUCUUAAAUCAGUCUUGUCUCCCUCAGAUCACUAUAUAGGAGGGUAGCCUGCCUAAGUGGUCUGUGUGGCUCCACUGCUUGUUGGUGAAAACGGAAUAGUCCUAUUGGUCCUGGGAUAUCCAAAUCUGAGAUAUAGUUUUGUAAUUGGAUUUUCCCUGGAGUCAGAGUAAAUAUUAAUAACAGAAUGCAUACAAUCUUAGGCUGUGAAGUGAGUACCAUGCAUUUGCUACCUUGCACACUAUGAGUUAAUCAUGAGAGAUCCCUGGACCCCUCCCUCAUUCCUUCCUGCAGACAAAGUAGCUGAUGUGGUGUGCACCACACAAAUGCUAAACCCAAGAGCAGCAGAAGGUCCUGUAGCAACUGACAAACAGCUUUCUAGCACUCAGCCACCCUCAGUUCUAAUCUGGCCUCAGAUGUUUCCUGACUGUGUGACCCUGUACAAGGCAUUUAACCCUCAUCGCCAAGUCCUUACCACUAUUUUGUAUAUAUAGUAUGUAUUGUUUCCAAGGCAGAAGAAUGUAAGGGUUAAAAACAUGCCCUUAACUAUACAGGUUAGUAGAUGCUGUGACAAGGAAAUCACUUUAAAAGACUGAUAUAUAUUAAUUUAAGUUCACCAAGGAAUUCAGCUAUGUAAUUCCUAAAUGAAAACUCAAGUCAGCAGUCAACCUUUUAUGGAGUUUAAUUACAAACAGGAGGAAGAAAGGUAUUAGAGAUAGAGAGAGAGAGGGAGAGAGAAAGGGGAGUGAAGGGAAUAGGGCUUAAAUACCCCUUCUGUUUAGGCUGGGCCAAAAGGCCCAAGCCCUUAGAUAGCUGAGGCAAAGAAAAGAGAUCAGUCCAUAUCACUCACGUGACCAAAAUGGAGAAACAGUCUCAGGGGCCUCCACCUCCAGCUUCCUUCAGAGCAAGCUUCUCGGAGCACAACCUCUCCAACCAACCACCCCUAGUCCUCAGACCCCGCUAUCUUUAAGGAAACCAUCCAAGUUCCCUCCCCUCAGUUCUCACAUUUACCAAUCACUGUCCAUGUCUUCCCUGUGCCAAUGGAGGCUCUACCUUAUCCCAGGACAGCCCAGAGGUCUGUGGCUUUGCACAUGUCUGUUGAAGGUCAUAUUCUCAAAUAAUUAAAUCUUGAUCCUUUGCUGCAGCCCUUCCUAAAUCCUGUUACCCUGAGUAGGGUGGAGAUUGAAAUAAUUAAAUUUUGAUCUAUGCUGCAGCCCUUUCCAUUGUUCAGCAAAAGGUUCCUGUCCUAAAGUAAUCUUAAGAAGGGAGGAGGAGGAACCUCCCUUGCCAAUGGGGUUCACAUUCCAAUAGAGUUCCCACUAUCAGUAUGAAAUUUUCCAAGUAUGAAAUUUCCCAAUGGUGAAAUUUCCAACAUUUAUAAGUCUAAGAAAUUUUAAGGUUUACAAAGCCCCUGAUGAUUAUUGGGGACUAGUCUCCCCAUUGAUCAUUUAACAUAAUCAUUUUGUAGUUCUAAAUUCACUUCUAACUAAAGAUAUACACAAUAUUCAAUUUUCUAAAACAAAUUAGAAUAGUGAGAGAGGAAAUAGAAAAGAAAAGAAAGCAAAACCAAUGUUUUGCUAGGCCUAUUGUCAGAAAGCCAAAUUAGGGGCAGUCCCCUUUGGCAUAAAUGUGUACAAUUACAAUAAAUGUUCAAUCAAAAGUUCAGUCCAAUCAAAUCAUAUCCAAAGUUCAUUCUUGAUCUUCUUGAUGAAGUGUAGGUUUUCAGCAUCUUUCUGCAACAGUUCAUUCUCUGGAUAUAAAAGUUUCAAGCUUCUUUCUUGAAGAUCUUUUCUCAAACAGAAUUAAAAUCUUUGAAUUUUUUAUAACAGUAAAAUCUUAAACAAAAUUCUUGGAUUUUUAUAAAAAUACAAUCUCAAACAAACAAAAAAAAUUCAAAAAAAUAUUCUUAGAUUUUAAAUUAAAAUACAAUCCCCCCUGAAGUAAGUAUUAAUAAAUACAUCAAGUUUAGCUCAGAAUGCAAUUUUCAGUUAUGGGCUUGUUUGUGUCAAUUAUCAAAAGAAUAGAAAAAUAAUCAAAAACAUAAGAAAAAUUCAAAAUGGGCCUUGUAUAGAUCCAGUUUAAAGUAAUUUCUAUCCCACAAGUAUGUAGGACAGGAUUUCAGUAAUAUUUCACUUAGACAUUUGUAGCCAAGACUACAGGAAGUUUCCAAAAUAUAAGAAGAAAAGAAUUAGAAUUCUAUUUUGAUGGGGAAAUGUCAUUCACUCGUCUGAUUUUUUUUUCCCUCAGGGAUAUAGGAAGCCUGCAUGAUAGUCAAGCUUUGUAAUUGUUUGAGUACUUCAUGAUGAUACAAUUUAUGAGAGUUACACAAAACAUUUUUCCCACAUAUUAAUAUAUAUAAUUAGAUGUAAAUUUGGUACUGGCUAAGAAACAGAAAGGAAGAUCAGUGGAAUAGACUCUGGGAAAGCGACCUCAGCAAGACAGUAUACGAUAAACCCAAAGAUCCCAGCUUUUGGGACAAAAAUCCACUAUUCGAUAAAAACUGCUGGGAAAAUUGGAAGACAGUGUGGGAGAGACUAGGAAUAGAUCAACACCUCACACCCUACACCAAGAUAAAUUCAAAAUGGGUGAGUGACUUAAACAUAAAGAAGGAAACCAUAAGUAAAUUGGGUAAACACAGAAUAGUAUACAUGUCAGACCUUUGGGAGGGGAAAGGCUUUAAAACCAAGCAAGAUAUAGAAAGAAUCACAAAAUGUAAAAUAAAUAAUUUUGACUACAUCAAACUAAAAAGCUUUUGUACAAACAAAACCAAUGUAACUAAAAUCAGAAGGUAAACAACAAAUUGGGAAAAAAUCUUCAUAGAAACCUCUGACAAAGGUUUAAUUACUCAUAUUUAUAAUGAGCUAAAUCAAUUGUACAAAAAAUCAAGCCAUUCUCCAAUUGAUAAAUGGGCAAGGGAAAUGGAUAGGCAGUUCUCAGAUAAAGAAAUCAAAACUAUCAACAAGCACAUGAAGAAGUGUUCUACAUCUCUAAUAAUCAGAGAGAUGCAAAUCAAAACAACUCUGAGGAUAAACUAUGGGAGUGGAAACACCGAGAAAAAGCAACUGCCUGAAUACAGAGGUUGAGGGGACAUGACAGAGGAUAGACUCUAAAUGAACACUCUAAUGCAAAUACUAUCAACAAAGCAAUGGGUUCAAAUCAAGAAAACAUCUAAUGCCCAGUGGACUCACGCGUCGGCUAUGGGGGGUGGGGAGGAGGAAAAGAAAAUGAUCUAUGUCUUUAACGAAUAAUGCUUGGAAAUGAUCAAAUAAAAUAUAUUAAAAAAAUAUUUCUGGCACUACUCAGGUUUAGUCUCUACUCCUUAUUUUUAUCCCUUUUCCUGGAAUCAGAAACAAACAUUAAUCACAGUCCUAUAAUAUUUUAUCAAUAAAUGGCAGGUUCCCAUAGUUUAAAGCUUUGAGGCAUAUAUUGAUAUUAUAGCAAGAGUAUAUAUAUAUUAACUUGUAUUACUGCAGGAAAAAAAUAAUAUUAAUAUUAAUUAUGUGUACCUUCAGUACAAAUAAUGAGAAAAAAAUCAAAUAUUCUGAUCAAAAAAGAAAAGAAAUAAGAAUAAUAAGAAAAAAAUCAGUAAUUCAAUAUAUUCUUGAAAAAACAGCAUCCAUUUGUCUAUGGAUUAUUAUCUCUAAUUCAUAUGAUAAGGUAGAGUCACCAUUCAUAUAAUAGGAUAGAGUCAAUCAGUCUCAGCAGAAGAUGCUUUCUUCACAUGUGAGCCGUGAAUCCAAGAGUCCCUUUCUCCAAUCUUUAUAGAUGUUGGAGUAGUUAAUAAUAUUUGGAAUGGUCCUUCCCAUGAAGGUUGAGUUGCUCCAGUUGGCUUGAAAUUCUUGAUAUAAACUUUAUCUCCUGGGUUCAGGUCAUGCAGAGAAAAGCCUAAUGGUCCAGCUUGUUCUGCAACUCCGGAUUCAUGAAGUUCACGUAGUUUGUUCUGUAACUCCUGUAUAUAGGAAGCAAUAGUAAUAUCUCUCCCUAAUAGCGAUGUAUAAGCCAGGGAGAAAGGCUUAGCCUGUAUAGGUGGAUGUCCAAAAAGCAUCUCAAAUGGUGAAUUAUGUAAGUCUCCUCUAGGCCUGCUUCUAAGAUAAAAUAGGGCCAGAGGGAGAAUUUCAGGCCAUUUUAAAUGGGUCUCAGUGUAUAAUUUGCCAAUCAUAGUCUUAAGUUCUUUAUUCAUCCUCUCCACUUGGCCUGAGCUCUGGGGGUGAUAUGGAACAUGGCAUUUUAGAGUUAUCCCCAAGCAAGAAUAUAUUUGGUUUAAGACAGAAUUGGUAAAAUGACUCCCUCUAUUGGAGUCAAUAUGUGCUGGCAGGCCAAAAUGAGGAAUGAUUUCUUUUAAAAGUAUCUUUGCAACAAAAUCUGCUGUGGCUUGAGUUGUAGGAAAUGCUUCCGGCCAUCUGGUUAGUUGAUCUACAAUUACUAGACAAAAUUUAUAAUGUCCAGCCUUUGGCAUCGUUAUGAAAUCUAUCUGUAGAUGUUCAAAAGGUGUGUAAGCCAGAGGACAUCCCCCAAAGGCUUUUCCACAAUAUGCAUGUUGGUUAUAUGCAUGGCAGAUAGGGCAGGCUGAACAUACUUUAGAGGCUAUAGUAGUUAUACCAGGGGCUAUCCAUACUCUCUUGACAGAGUCCACGAUGCCCUGGGUGCCAUAAUGACCAUUUUUAUGAAUAGAUUGGCAAAUUUGGUUAUAGAAACUUCUAGGGAGCAGGGGUUUUCCUUCAGAUGACACCCAUACUCCAUUAAACUGUUUUGCUUUAAAUUUUUGUUUCUAUUUUUCCACUUCCUUUUCAUUAUAGGAAAGUGAUAAAUUUAAAUUAUCAGUGGUUGUUAAUGUUAAAAUUAAUCCAGGUCCUUCUAUGGCUGCUAGUUUUGCAGCGGCAUCUGCUCGGUCAUUUCCUCUAGAGACAGGGUCAGAGCCACCUGUAUGGGAAGAGCAAUGAACUACAGCUAGGUCUUUAGGCAGUUUGAGAGCAGAAAGAACUUUAUUAAUAAUUACUGCAUUAGCUAUGGAUUUUCCAGCUGAGGUUAAAAAUCCUCUUUGGAGCCAUAGCAUCCCGACUGAGUGACAAAUGCCAAAAGCAUACCUAGAAUCCGUAUAAAUUGUUGCCUUUUUAUCCUUGGCAAUUAUACAAGCUUGUUUUAGAGCUAUGAGUUCUGCUCCUUGAGCAUUAAAGUUAGAAGGUAGUGAAGCUGACCAUUCAGUGGCAAAUUCUGAGACUAAGGCAGCUCCAGUGUAACGUAUGCCAUCCCUCAUAAAAGAGGAACCAUUGGUAAAUAAAAUCAGAUCUGCAUUGUCUAAGGGAGUAUCCAAGAGAUUAUCUCAAGGCUUUUCUGCCAUGGACACUAAUGUUUCACAGUUAUGUAAUGGUUCUCCAGAAGUGGGUAAAUCUGGAAGCAAGGUGGCAGGGUUAAGAGUUGAACAGCGUUUCAAGGUAAUAUUUUCACUAUUUAAUGAGGUUAUUUCAUACCUUGUAAUUCUCUGAUCCGAGAAUGCCUGUGUUCUAUGUUUUAUCAAUAAUGCUUCUAUCUCAUGUGGGCACAUUAUUGUUAAUGGACAUCCCAAUGCUAAAUCAAUGGAUUUUGUUACUAGUAAGGCUGUAGCAGCGACUCCUCUAAGGCAUGGUGGUGCUCCUGCUGCUACUUGGUCUAGUUGGGCAGAAUAAUAAACAAUUGGGUCCUGAGAAGGUCCCAAAGUCUGGGUUAACACACCAGAGGCUAGUCCUCUUCGCUCAUGCACAUAUAAAGUAUGGCUUGUUGUAAUCUUGUUGUUGAACCCAGGACCUUCUGUCUCUAGGCCUGGCUCUCAAUCCACUGAGCCACCCAGCUGUCCCUUAAGAUUAAAGGGAAGAAAAAGAAAAACUGCUGAUUCCAAUUUAACUUAAGGAGAAAAGAGAGGAGAGAAAAAGUUUUUUAUACUCAUGUGUUCUAGUAGCUGUGUCUUUAAGCCAAGUUUUUUGUUAAAAGGGACUAAGUGGUGAGACGGUAGAGUAAAAAGGCAAGGAAUUUCAGAAGUUUAUUGAGAGAAUUCUUUAGACUCCCGUGUGGUCAGCCACAAAUGUGACAAGGAAAUCACUUUAAAAGACUGAUAUAUAUUAAAUUAAGGUCACCAAAGAAUUCAGCUAUGUAAUUCCUAAAUGAAAACUCAAGUCAGCAGUCAACCUUUUAUGGAGUUUAAUUACAAACAGGAGGAAGAAAGGUAUUAGAGAUAGAGAGAGAGAGGGAGAGAGAAAGGGGAGUGAAGGGAAUAGGGCUUAAAUACCCCUUCUGUUUAGGCUGGGCCAAAAGGCCCAAGCCCUUAGAUAGCUGAGGCAAAGAAAAGAGAUCAGUCCAUAUCACUCACGUGACCAAAAUGGAGAAACAGUCUCAGGGGCCUCCACCUCCAGCUUCCUUCAGAGCAAGCUUCUCGGAGCACAACCUCUCCAACCAACCACCCCUAGUCCUCAGACCCCGCUAUCUUUAAGGAAACCAUCCAAGUUCCCUCCCCUCAGUUCUCACAUUUACCAAUCACUGUCCAUGUCUUCCCUGUGCCAAUGGUGGCUCUACCUUAUCCCAGGACAGCCCAGAGGUCUGUGGCUUUGCACAUGUCUGUUGAAGGUCAUAUUCUCAAAUAAUUAAAUCUUGAUCCUUUGCUUCAGCCCUUCCUAAAUCCUGUUACCCUGAGUAUGGUGGAGAUUGGAAUAAUUAAAUUUUGAUCUAUGCUGCAGCCUUUUCCAUUGUUCAGCAAAAUGUUUCUGUCCUAAAGUAAUUGUAAGAAGGGAGGAGGAGGAACCUCCCUUGCCAAUGGGGUUCACAUUCCAAUAGAGUUCCCACUAUCAGUAUGAAAUUUUCCAAGUAUGAAAUUUCCCAAUGGUGAAAUUUCCAACAUUUAUAAGUCUAAGAAAUUUUAAAGUUUACAAUGCCUCCUCUUUGCUUCCUCUCCUGGAGAGUGAUUCCUUCCUACUCUUUGCAGAAAACCCAGUGAAAUCACCUCCAGAGACUGCAGUGAAGAUACCUUUGUGAAGGGCACUUGGCUUCAAGCCUUUGUGGCAAUAAUGCUCUUUUGAUCUCUCUUCCUAGGCAUAUUAUAUAGGGCUUCCUCUUUCCCCUGGGAGAAAUAUUUUCGGUUUGACCAACCAAUGUAGGCCAGGAUAAGAGCCCUUAAUUAAGCCUGACCAUCUAUUGCAUUCCCUGUUCUCAUCUGUGCCUUCUUUAGACUUCAUUUGGGAUGAAACAAGGAUAUUGGUAAAAAUAAAACAUGGAUCCCUUCAGAAACUUUUCUAUGAUUGGUAAAUUUCUAAUCAGAAUUGGAGGCAGGUAGCCACCUGCCAAAGAUAAUGGCCUGUUUUUCUAUGGGACCUAGCAAGCCACCAUCAGGAGUUUCGGGUAGAGUCUGUCCCAGCCUAGACAAAUGGACUUCUAGCCCCUGAGUCUACUGUCCAUGUUGCAUUAGAGAACUCCUCUAUCCCUCCUCUGCCGAGGGUUUACCAUUCCUGAGGUUUCAUUUUCUGCUUUGUGGCAGUAAUUCACUGGUUCAUCUUUAGAAUCUCAGAGGAACAGGCUUCUUGAGAAUUGGUUUGGCCAUAGCUUUCAAGUCCCCAAGGAUUAUUGAAUGAAAAGCAGGUUAUACUUGAGAAAGAGACUGGACUGAGUCCCACCCAUAACUGCAGAAUCCCCACUCCAGAGUAGCCAACAAGCAUCCCCAGUGCAGCAUUUCUAACUUUUUCAGUAAGAUUUUACAUAGAGGAGAACCCACUACUUUCUGGGGCAGCCUCUCAUUUUGGGGCAGUGCUCAGUGGUAGAAAGUGACUUCCUGACACUCAACCUUAAUUUCUCUUUGUUCUUUUGCAUCUAUUGCUUUUGUUCUUCCUCUGGGUAACAAACCAAAAUAGUGUUUCCAAGAAAACACUUCCAAAGGAAAACCAUUCAAAUACUUAGAAAACAACCAUCAUGUUCCCUUUGAGCCAUUACUUCUCUGAGUUAAAGUUCCACAGUUACUUCAACAGAUACUUAGUGGAUAUGGUGUUGAGAUGUUUUUUCAUUCUGGUUACCCUCAUAGGAUCAGUUAUCUAGAACUUGAAAGGGCCUUGGAUUUAUCUUGUGCUAAUGUCUUAUUUCAAUGUAAAGGAAACUGAGUCUGAGGAUGGACCUUGGUAAACCACUCCAGAGAAGCAGGAUGCCCAGACAGUAACAGAGUCAGGCUUAUCUCAACAUCUGCUGGUGGAGAAACAAGCUCAUUUCUGUCUACAGAAGGACCAAGUGAUGGUAGAAACAGUGUUCAGCCUUUUUUUCAGAGAACACAGAUGCUCCUGGAAUCACUCAGAAUGCAUGUAUUCCACAGCCCCACAGUCAGACAGGGGCUCCACUUCUUUGCCUAGCCUAAACAAAGGAACCAAGUAGUCCAGGACUGUCCCUUCACCCUUUGUUAGGAGUAUGAUGAACACUGCCAUGAUUGGAGCUCAGAUUAGCCCAAUUGUACCUUUUUCAAAGGAACCCACUGAGUCCCCACUUCCUAAGAGGGGUCCUCCCUCUGUUGCACCAGUGACUGAAUUCAGAACCAGGGACAAUGGACAGCUCAGUGGUGUUUCCUCCUUGUCCCCCAGUUCCCCAGAAUGGGAGGCCAUAGAGUUGGUAGUUUAACUGUUUCAUAGCUCAGUACACUCACAUCUGGACAGUCUCCCUCAGAGGAGCUUGACUGGCUGUCUUCAUGGCAAGUCCUGUGAAAGGGUCCAACCCAGAGCCAGAUAUUUAUACUGCUUUCAUCCAAAUCUCAAUUACUACAAGAACUAGGAUCAUAGAGUGUGUCUCAAACUUGACAUCAACCAGUGAAAUACCAGCUAUGUCCACCAGAAGCAGCUCCCCAGCUUUUUCUGAAGGAAGAAUGGGCAUCUAUGGCCCUAAGGCUCAGAAGUCACAAGUCUCUCACAACUUCAGCCCGACUUGGCACAUGACACUCUUUUCCCUCCAACUCCUAUUCCAGUUAUUCCUGUAGCCUCUUCCAGUUAUACCCAUGGCAAAAGAACAGGAGAUCUGCUGAAACCGCUACUAGUAACAAACAGACAACUCUGUCUCUUAGCAGCAAAGUCAGACAUAAUCCUUUCUUCUAUGAGCACUGUCACUCGAGCUCCAAGCACUGAGUCAGAAAGCAGCACAAGUCACCCCUUGACCAAUUCUUUUUCUGAAGACCCCAAGGUGUCCUUAACCACUGUUUCUGCAGAAAAAUCCCGAUUAGUCACCUCUAUUAAAUAGCAUCCCUUGACAAUCACAGCCCAUGGCGGCCAACAUACAGAAUCAGAGAAAAUCUCUCUAAUCCCCUUACCCACAGGGGCCACAGCCAGAACUUUUACUGUCAAGGUGACAAACAGUACCUAUCCUCAGCAAUUUCAUUGCUCAGCUCAACACCUGAAGUGAAUUCAGUUCUGCCUCCUAGUACAAUUCCAGGGGAUAUCCCAAAGAGUUUAAGGUCAUGACUCUGGAGAGACAGGUGGACUACUGUAAAGAUUAAAAUUUUGGGGAGACUGAAGCAAGAUAGAAAUUAGUUUAUCUCUGCAAGGAAUAUUAUAUUUUAUGAGGUUUAUUGAAGAAUAAAAUAUAAAGAAAACACAAGUAAGAAAAGCACGUGUCUAGGCCCAGAGAGCCUAUACACGACCACUCACAUCUUGCCUGCUAGGUGGAGAGCCGACCACUCAUAUCUUGCCUGCUAGGUGGAGAGCCGACCACUCACAUCUUGCCUGCUAGGUGGAGAGCCGCAUGUGCUCUGAAAAGGAAGUAAAAAAGAAGGCUGAGCCUAUUCACAACCAGGUUUAAAUACCCCAUCUCACUCUUGGCCCAGGUGAGAAUUCAGUGAGAUUCGAGGGCAUUCUGGGGAAGUGGAGCAAGGAUUUCUGGGGAAUGAAGUCCUGGAUUCAAGUCUAUUUUUACAUUAUGCUAAACACAGUGACCACUGCCAAUGCUGAUUCAGGUUCAAAUCCAGCUGCUGGGAACCAGGGUUGAGCUAUCUAUAACUCAAAUUCCAUUAGUCACCAAAAUUCACAGGGGAGGGACAUAGAAUCCGUAUUAUUUUUUCAUCCUAUACUUUAGUCCAGUGGAACUAAUUCAAUAUCAGCUUCCAAUUUGAUGCCAGGACUAGGGGACAGCCAAUAUUCUAUGGGUAACAUAGGCACAGAGGCCAGCCAUUAACUGUGCAAUCUCAUAUCCUCGUAUUUAUGCAGCACAAACAUAUGAGUGUGCUGUGGACAUUGUCACCCUCAAUGGAAAGUAGUCUUUGAGGCCAAGGGUUGUGUCAUUUUCCUCUUUGCAUCUAUAGAUUUAAGCACUGAAUAUUUGUGGAUUUGUUUGACAAGGAGACACUGGGGUCUCAGGAAAACAGGCCAAGGAAACAGAGGUUGGACCUCAGACAUGUGUCCCAUGAAGUGAUCUCUUUUAAAACCUGACACCUAGCUUUCUAAGCUCUUGGACUUGGAUUUAAUCAUCUAGGAGGUCUCUUGCAGCUCUAAAAAUAAUAACUAACAUCUAUAUAAUGCUUACUUUGAACCAGUCCCUAUGCCAAGUGCUUGGCAAACAUCUCAUUCAAUCCUCGCAACAACCUUUGAAGGUAGGUGCUCUUAUAACCCCUAUUUUUAGGAUGAAGAACUUGAAGCAGUCAGAGUCAAGUGAUUUGCCCAGAGUACCAGAAGUAGUAAUGUCUGAGGCUAAUUUUGAACUCAGGUCUUUCUGACUCUAAGUCCAGUUCUCUGUCCACUGCACUACUUAACUAUUGGAUCAUAGGUAGAUUUAUUUUCUUCUGUUUCUCUCCUAAACAUAGUCUCUCCUCUCAUGGCUGUUUUCUCUCCCUACAGGUUAUAAACAUCAAAUGAGCUUCCCUUGCUUCACAAACAUAUCAUGGAGCUCUUGCUACAAAACCUUCAAACUCAGCUUCACUAUUACCAACAUGUUUUACACAACAAAGAUGAAUCAAAAGGACACCAGAACAUUCAAGGCUGCUGAGCAUAUCCUACAAAUCUUGCUCAAGGUAUUGUUUGGAAGCAGCAAGCUUGGCUCUCAGUAUUGUGGAUGCAGUGGCCUUUCACUGAGGUCUCUGAGGAACAGCAUAGCAACUGGAGUAGAUAUACUCUGCACUUUCAAGAAGGACUCCUCCAACCUUGUCCUGGACAAAAAGGUGGUUUCCUGGGAGCUGACUGAACAGCUCUGUAGAAGAGAGCUAAAACACCUGGUUAUAGACAAUGAUAGCCUCAUUGUGAAUGGGUAUCAACAUAAGCUGCCAGGAAUCAGAUCCACAAAGAGAAGUGAGGUUGGUGUAGGACCUGUCACCCAUAUCCCAGACCAUGGAGAACCAGGAAAAAUCAUGACAUCACUGACUAGUGGCCUCCUGAUCCGUGAAUCCCCUGUAUAUGCUAUAGAGAGUGACAUUGGUGUAGGGCCCUUCACCCAUAUCCCAGAACAUGGAGCACCUGGAGACAUGACAUCAGUGACCAGUGAAUCUACUGUAUGUGCCAUGGGAUUCUCUACUGAGACUUCAGGGACACUGAAGAAUGUGAGUGGAUCUGACCAGGGAAGAGAACCAACGAACUCCACCAGUAUCCCUAUGACUGGCUUUAUCGGGAGAGAUUCCAUUGCUUACACUGAAACGGACAUACGUGUCAUGGAGACAACCUUGGAAGCCACAGCCACUCAAGACCCACUUCUCACUGUGCCCACUGGAGCAGGUGACCUCAUCCCUGGGAUGCACAGGAGAACUGUGUCCUCUCCCACCGAAACCUCAGUUCCAUCUGAGAUAUCCUCUGGAGUCACCAUUGCCAUUGCAAGGACCUCACUCUCCAUGACUCCAGUAGAAAUCACAGCUAGCCCCGGCUCCAGUGCUCCCUUAAACAUCAGCCUAAGCACAAGAACAGCUUCCCUUGAGCCUGCUACUUCGUUGGAGGACCCAGGGCCAGCCGGCCUGACUCCAGAAACUGAGAGAAACCCACAGGCAACACCAACUCCAGCUAUCACCCUGCCUCCAGCCAGCACACAGGAAGUUUGCACAACAGCAUCUCCCAGUCCUCCUGACACAACCACAGAGGGCAGCAGUGUCCAGGCAGGGACAGCCUCUGUUUCUGAUCAGGAGCCUUCCACUUCCAGCCUCUUCCCAAGAGGUGAUGCUGGUGUGGUGCCAGACACACAUGCCCAAGGCCAUGAUGCACCAGGAAGCACAGUAGCACCAAUAAGGAGCUCCCUCACCCCUGUGUCUACUAUUAUUCCCACAGGUCCAAAUAUUGUUCCCCCUUUCCUUCGGUCCCCCUCUUGGAGAGAUGCAGGGAGAUACAACUGGAAGAGCUUCAUCCUUAACUUCACCAUCACCAACAUGUUUUAUACAACCAAGAUGGCUCAAAGGGAUUCCAGCACAUUCCGUCUUCCUGAAUGUUUCCUGCAGCGCAUGUUCAAGGUAUUGUUUGAAAGAAGCAGCCUUGGUUCUCAGUAUUGUGGAUGCAAUGUGAUCUUGCUGAGGUCUAUGAAAAAUGGGGCAGCAACAGGAGUGGAGGUUAUAUGUUUUUAUAAGGAAGUUUUCUCUGUCCCCGUCUUGGACAAGAAGAAGAUUUACCAAGAGCUGAGUCAAGAGACUAAUGGAAUAACAAGGCUUGGACAUUAUAUUCUAGAUAAGAAAAGCCUCUAUGUGGAUGGGUAUAACCCUCAGAUGAUGCCACCCCCCUACACAAAAGAAUCAGUCUACCACCAUGGGUCCAGAAGAUGGAGGAAAGUCUACCGAAUGAAUGGCCAUCUGUUUCAAUCCAAACGUUUUAACAGAAGAGCCUACUGUGCCCAGUGCAGUGAAAGGAUAUGGUGUCUCGGAAGGCAAGGCUACAAGUGUAUCAAGUGCAAAUUACUGGUCCAUAAAGGUUGUCAUAUUUUUGUACCACGGACCUGCAAAAGGCAUAUGGAUUUGAUGAUGCCAUCCCAAGAAACUCAAGUAGAGGAUAAAAAUGAUAAAGUUGACCUUCCCUCCGAAGAAAAUGAUGGACUCGCUUAAGUUCCCUCAACCUGGAAACAGGACAGCCUUAAAGAUGAUUCUGGGGACAUUAAGCCAGUUAUCGAUGGGAUGGAUGGAAUUAAAAUAUCUCAGGGGCUCGGGCUGCAUUGCCACUAAUGGAUAAAUCCAUUACCCUCAAUUGUAUUGUA
This is a messenger RNA of Monodelphis domestica (gray short-tailed opossum), 13503 nucleotides long. RefSeq names its product mucin-16-like. The record is from RefSeq and is a predicted model, not a curated record. Lineage: Eukaryota; Metazoa; Chordata; Mammalia; Didelphimorphia; Didelphidae.